This is a messenger RNA of Moneuplotes crassus, 982 nucleotides long. The record is from the annotation of a GenBank genome assembly. NCBI's taxonomy places the organism in Eukaryota, Ciliophora, Spirotrichea, Euplotida, Euplotidae.
UGGGGAAAUAAUUGUACAAGAAUAGCUCGUAAAGUUGUCUUUCCUACUUCAUUAAUACUGAAAUGAAAACUCUCUAAAAUGAGUUGACCGAAUUGUGCCCAAAAAAUCCAGUAUAUCCCAUAAGAAGGUUGCAUCUACCAGCCAAGAGCAGGGCCUUAAACAUUUGGUAUGGUUAUUGACUGGGACUUUCGAAAAAGAAACUUCCAAUUAGAUUGUUACGCUUGAUGCAUGUGAUUAGCAAAAAAUCAUCAGGAAGAUUCCAGCUGCGACUUUUAUAUAUUACAGAAGCAGGGCUUUCCAUGAAAUAGUGAAACAUUCUGAGAGAUGGAGUGAGAGAAAUCGUAGUUAUUAAAACAGAACACAUAAAGAGGAAGAUAUGAGGUUUGAUACCUGACAAAUAAGAUUAUAAGCAGUGUGUUACAGCUCCAUUUCAUGCUUGGUAGAAAUACAAUGCAUGCAAAAAAAUCACAUAAAUGAAUUAAUAUAUUCCAAGUGGUGAGAGAAUUUACAAUGCCAACAUGAAAUGAUAAGUAAAUAUACCACAAGUUUUUAAUAAUGAUGAAUCAGCGCCUAACACUCAAAUAACAAUUUCAAAAGAAUUAUUUGAGAUAGAUUUUACCAAAUAACCCCAUAAAAUGUAUGAAGCUAAGGAUGCAUUUUGUAACAGAAGAUAUGUGCAUGAUGAGACUUAGUUCAUGUCAUUAGAUACGAAUAAAGAAGAUGGUUUAUAAAUCAAAUUCUCUUUUGAAGAAUCAAGAGAUAUUCUACAAAAAUCUCAAGAACAAGAAAUAGUGCAAAAUGAUGACUAACUUCACUAAAAUAUUUUUCUUUCACCAUCUUAAAUCUCAUUUUAUUAUUAUUGACAAUUAUGAAACAACUUUCAUCUUGCUUUUUGAAGCCUUGAACACCCUCACUUUAUAGAAGGAUCCAUCCUGGGAAAAAGUGUUCUCAGAAUGACUUUUGAGAUACUAAUCACCUUGCG